CUCUGCAGCAAUUCCAGAGAUCCGUCAAUCAUGCAAUGCAUUUUAAUACGUCAGAUUUUGUUUGCGCAGGCACCCAUCCCUGUUCAGAUCCCCAUGGGUGAUUUUACGAAAUUUACCGAGCGGCCAGCUUCUUAUCCUACAAGAAGCGAGGAAGGCCACGGAAGCCAGCGCACAGAAAACCCUGGCAUGAGAACGCCCAUGCGACGAAAUGACGUGAAUGAAGAGGAGACUCUAGCUGGGCGCGAAAAUUUUCGUUAUUCGCCAACAGGCCAUACAUAUGUCGUAGAUGGAUUCUGCGAAGGGAGAAGUUGCCCAUCUGCCCAUAUGGUUGCUUUUUUUUUCCCGCUGUUUAUGAUUGAUGCUUGCGCGGAUGAUUUCUCCGCUAUCGAAACUGAAACUGCAAGCGCCAACGCUCAAAAUCUCAUUUCUCGCCAAUCCUGCUGGCGGGUUAGUCAGGCUGCAGGGUCCACCGCGCCAAGAGGUGUCAAACAGGGUUUGUCCCUUUGGGCGUCAGUCUAG
Blastomyces gilchristii SLH14081 is the source of this 519-nucleotide messenger RNA. RefSeq lists its product as uncharacterized. Lineage: Eukaryota; Fungi; Ascomycota; Eurotiomycetes; Onygenales; Ajellomycetaceae. The transcript is spliced from 2 exons. The record is from RefSeq and is a predicted model, not a curated record. Bases 31 to 519 code for a protein of 162 amino acids.